GAUGCACCUUUCAAGGUUGUUCCCUAUUCCCUGCAGAACCGAGAGAAUCAGCACACGAACCCCAGACAGUUGAUCGAAGCAAGCAAAGUUGUUUUUGUUUUAUAUAUCGUCUUGAUUCAUUUUCAUAUUGACUAUUGGCCCCAAAAUAGGAAGAAAAAUAAGCUUUGGCGGCUACGUUUUCACGCUCGUGACUUGUCUGUGCAACUAUUUAGAUCUUGCUCUUGAUCCAGAAAGUUCGCUUUGAUUUUUCUUUUUUGAAGCCCUACAUACUAUCGCGAACUACUGGUGGGGAGACUAUCCGUUGCGGAGAAUUGGAGUCCUAAUAAACAUGUGGUAGACGUCCCCACAGUUUACAGACCUGAUUUACUUGGGUACGCCUUAUCAUACUCGGGCUGUCUCCGGAACGGAGGAGGCUCGUCACGGGGCCUCUUACCAGAGUAUUUCUGGGAGUCUGUGAGGUUCUUGGAACAAGGCAACUAUGGCGACGACGACUUCAACGUUUGUCCCGUAUAUCACGCCGCCGCCCGGGGUGGUAUCGAAUCCGACGGAUCCAGCGUCACUGUCAUAUGAGACGCAUAUCACUGUUGGGAUAUCCAUUGGAUUCGUUACGCUGUUUUUUCUUGCGCGGUUGUGGGCCAGGGUUAUGAUUAAGAAGACUUGGAUAUUUGAGGACUGGCUUGUUCUGUUAGCAUGGGUAAGUUUGCAAUAGCAGAAUGCAAGAUCGCCAGUUGACUAGAUCCACAGCUUGGUACGAUAGUCUACGACGCAGUAGUAUCACUGGUAAUGGCAAAUCACGGCGGAGAGCAUGCCUGGGACAUAAACCAUGCGCAAGGCAAAGACGCACUCUACUGGUUCAACAUUGCCUCAGUCGUAUAUGGCUUCGUCAUCUGCCUCACAAAACUAUCAGUUCUCUUCCUCUACCGCCGAGUCUUCUCCCCCGUCCGCUGGAGCGCAUUUGACUGCACAAUCGUCGCCUUGAUUGCAAUCAUGACAUCUUUUUACAUUAGCACCUGCAUCGUGAAAAUCAUGCAAUGUACGCCCCGAGCCAAGAUUUGGGAUAGUUCUGUGCAUGGAACGUGUAUCAAUGAGCCGGCUUUACUUAAUACGAGUGGGUUCUUUAAUACGAUUACGGAUUAUACAAUUCUCAUUCUACCGGUGCAUGCGGUUCUGAGGUUGCAGCUUAGUCGGAUGAAGAAGAUUUUGGUUGUUUUGGUAUUUACUUUUGGUCUUUGUGCACCGAUAUUCAGCACAGUCGGAUUAGUAGUCCGAUUCAGAAUCAGCGGCAGUCCAGAUAUAACAUGGAACGAACCCGAGAUCCUUCUAUGGGGUGCCGCAGAAAUAACCUCAGGUUUCCUAAUAGUCUGUUUCCCAGAAAUGUCCUUCCUUAUAAACCGCAAAUCCCGUCGCUACUACUCGCACCACCACCGCCCAACCCUAGAACUUUCUUCAUCUACUGGCGCCGGUCAAUCCCGUACCAACCGACCCCGUAAAAUGGCUGGUAGUAGCCACCAUCACGAUGACUUGACAUAUUAUGAACUGGAUGAUGACAUUGUCUAUGGUGUUAGGGUUAGUCCGUCGGGGAGUAAUUCGAGAUUACAUGAGCCGGCCAAUGGGACGGUGCAGGUUCAUCAUGAGAUUACUAUUGAGUGUAAUAAGAAGGAGGAGGUUGUUACUGUUAAUGGGCAACGAUAAUUUUAUUUUCUUUUUUUCUUUCGGAAAAGUAUAUACUAGGGUUUGUAGGUAUAUAUGGAUGCAAUAUACGGGGUGGAAUAUUCUUUCCCCCUUUUCCAAUC
Molecule: messenger RNA, 1793 nt
Organism: Talaromyces stipitatus ATCC 10500
Lineage: Eukaryota; Fungi; Ascomycota; Eurotiomycetes; Eurotiales; Trichocomaceae
Exons: 5
Coding region: 784-1692 (302 amino acids)
Source: RefSeq, a predicted model, not a curated record